Molecule: messenger RNA, 1827 nt
Organism: Ananas comosus (pineapple)
Lineage: Eukaryota; Viridiplantae; Streptophyta; Magnoliopsida; Poales; Bromeliaceae
Product: phospholipase A(1) LCAT3-like
Exons: 11
Coding region: 173-1540 (455 amino acids)
Biological process (GO): lipid metabolic process
Source: RefSeq, a predicted model, not a curated record
UCGUCGUAAAUAAUCCAUCAAACAAACAAAUCUCUCGCACUUUCCAGCUUGUACGAAUCGCGACACGCCAUUCAUUUAUCAGUGCCCUAGCUCAGUAUCUCCUCUUCGAUCCACUUCGACCUCGACCCCUCUCGAUCCCUCUCGUUGUUCUCUUCAUCGGAGGGAUUAGGGCAUGUUCUGGGGGCGGCGGCGGAGGGGCGGCGGAGGAGGAGGGGAUGGGGAGAGGGAGCCGGUUCUUUUGGUGUCGGGGAUGGGGGGUUCGAUCCUCAACGCGAGGAGCAAGAAGAAGAGCAAGUUCGAGAUUCGGGUGUGGGUGCGGAUCCUCCUUGCUAAUCUCGAGUUCAAGAAGUAUCUCUGGUCCAUCUACAACCUCGACACUGGAUACACUGAGUCUCUUGAUCCGGAUGUAGAGAUCGUAGUUCCGGAGGAUGACUAUGGGUUGUAUGCUAUUGACAUUUUGGAUCCUUCGUUGUUUGUGAAAUGUUCGCAUCUGACCGAUGUAUACCAUUUCCACGAUAUGAUUGAGAUGCUAAUGGAGUGUGGGUAUAAGAAGGGAACUACAUUAUUUGGGUACGGUUAUGACUUCCGACAAAGCAACAGAACAGAUAAGGCAAUGGAUGGCCUAAAAAUGAAACUUCAGGCAGCAUACAAGGCUUCAGGAGGGAAAAAAGUAAAUAUAGUUUCACAUUCAAUGGGCGGGUUGCUUGUCCAGUGUUUCAUGUCACUACAUGCUGAUGUAUUUAAAAAGUACAUAAACAAAUGGAUUUGCAUAGCAUGCCCUUUUCAAGGUGCUCCAGGAUGCAUCAAUGAUUCUCUCUUGACGGGCUUGCAGUUUGUUUAUGGAUUUGAAAGCUUCUUCUUUGUUUCUAGAUGGAACAUGCACCAACUGUUGGUCGAAUGCCCAUCUAUCUAUGAAAUGCUACCAAAUGCAAAUUUUAAGUGGAAGCAAUUGCCGCUUGUUCUGGUUUGGCGAAAGCAGUCUGGAGAGACGGAAGAAGUUGAGUUGGAGGAAUUUGAUGCAACUAAGUGUGCUUCUUUGUUUGAGGAAGCUUUGAGGAAUAAUGAGCUGAAUUAUAAUGGCAAGUCAGUUGCUCUACCAUUCAAUUUUGAAAUAUUCAAGUGGGCUGCUGAUACUCGCCAGAUUCUUGACAAAGCUCAAUUGCCAAACACUGUCUCCUUCUAUAACAUUUAUGGGAUAUCAUUUGACACUCCAUUUGAUGUUUGCUAUGGCUCUGAAACUUCUCCUAUUGGCGAUUUAUCAGAAGUAUGCCACACAAUGCCUGAGUACACUUAUGUAGAUGGAGAUGGGACUGUUCCUGCUGAAUCAGCUAAGGCUGAUGGAUUCGCAGCGACAGCGAGAGUUGGUAUUAAGGCUACUCACCGAGGGCUGUUGAAGGACGAGCGGGUGUUUCAACUCCUUAAGCAGUGGCUGGGUGUGAGUGAGAAAUCACAACAACGGCAUUCAACGUCGAGCUCCAAAGUGAUGGAUAUGUUUUCAGAGCCAGCUCCGGUUCACUUGGCUUCAAGGGAUCUCUUCUAAUUGGUGGGAUUUUAUUCGGGCGGUUGUCGAGUAUAUUCGUUGUUGCUUAAUUUUUACCUAAUGUAAAAUUAAGCUCCAGUAUGCAAUUGGUCAUUGUGAAUCAUAAGUAAAAUGAAACCAUUCUAUGUAUUGACAGAUUUACGAUAUAGAAAGGCAAUAUAAGAAAGACUUGGGAGUCUGCAGCUAAUUUCUACUCUUGUCAUAGGUACACUGUUACCUUCUGUGGCAUGUCGCGGCUGUAUUAUACAUUGUUAUUUCAUUUUAUAUACGUCCAAUCAUUAUAAACA